Messenger RNA from Oncorhynchus gorbuscha (pink salmon), 1391 nucleotides. Its product is annotated as FERM domain-containing protein 7-like. The record is from RefSeq and is a predicted model, not a curated record. Bases 79 to 1293 code for a protein of 404 amino acids. The transcript is spliced from 3 exons. Lineage: Eukaryota; Metazoa; Chordata; Actinopteri; Salmoniformes; Salmonidae.
AUGAAAGCCACACACUGUGUCCUCAGUUGAUCGAUACUGAAUGUGUUCUGUUUCAGUGGCAGGACCCAGAAACAGUUGAUGGAGUAUAUGCCCACAGGGGAGAAAAAACACAGACCUUUCGAAAGGUCCUACUGUAAGUCAGAGUCCAGACAGUGUAGAUCCUCUCCUGACCUCCUCACAGACGUCUCCAAACAGCUCUACGAGCAGUCCCACUCGUUCCCGCGCCCCGGAUGCCACAGUGAAGAGGAAGUGGAAAGACAACAACAGGAAGUGGGAGGAGCUAACCCUAAACGCAGCCAAUCAGCUGUCGAAGUGGUCUUCUCCACGGAACUGCAGCGGUCCCGCCUCCCACAAGCUUUCCACCAAUCAACGGCCUCUCCUAAGCAAAGGUCCGCCUCUACAUCGGUAGACAUCGAGGAGAGGAGGGCAGGGGGGCAAUGGCAGGGAGGGGCGGGGCAUCACCACGGUAACAGCAGGGCCAGACUUCGGCCCAAACCCCAGCCUGCCUCCGACGCGCAGCAAUUGGUCCUCCUAUAUCCCAAUAACCCCGCCUACCAGUUCCAUCCAGUCCUUCCAACAUUCCCAUUGGCCAGCUAUCCUCACGGACAUGCCUACUUUUUGGACGGUGCCGUAACCUCAUUGGAGCGUCUCCCGCAGAUGCAACGCUUAGACCACACCGUGUUGGAGGGGCUGACACACCCUUCUCUCUACACACGCUCUGAUUCGUCUUCCCUGUCGCCACUCAGGCGGAAUCUCCGCCCAUCCGGGCUGGGAUUGACCAGGGUCUACCACGGUGGGUUCUUGAGCGGAAACGCAGCCAGGAGUUUCGACGUCGGGAGAAUAGAGGCAGGACAUUACAGCGACGACUCCAACUUCCUGCCUGGACUUCCUCGUCGUGCCACCAGCCAACCGGACGUUAAGCUCCCCAGAGUAGUCCCCGCCUCCAACCCCGCCUCUGAGUUCCGUCCCCUAGGUUACUACCCCCACCUAUCACGUCACCAGACUCCACAAAGACCCUCCUACCUGCCUCUAAACUCCUCCCCCUUGCCAGACCGGCCCACCUCGCUGUGUGUUCUAGGGGGGUCUGGUGGAAACUACAGUGAUUCAGACCCAGAGGUAAUCUACCCAUACUACUGCCCAGUACCCCCGUUGGGUAAAGUGGUACGGUCCAAUGCUCUGGCUAGGAUGAGGUUUUCCUCUGGGAGUUUACAACUGGAGGAGGAAGAGGGGGAAGAGGAGAGGUAUAGCAGUGGAGGAGAGGGUACACCUCGAAUUACGAAACUGAGACUGUAGAAUAGUGGUGUGUAGAUCUACAGGUGUUGUGUGUGUGUGUGUGUGUGGUCAGGGUGACAUUUGGUGUAUUCAGGAUGUUUUGUACAUUGAAGAGAUAU